CAGAGGUUCUUGACCCAUGUAAUAAUGGCGGUUCGAAUAUGUAUAUUUUUGAUAUUUUUCUCUGACUAUUUCUCGAUUUACUGCCGCGUUUCAGCAUACAAAAUUGUAAAAGUUGCAAACUACAACAUUUGGAAUGUUAUGUUCCAGUGGGAAACAAGAAAAUACUUCAUUGCGGAAAUGGUAAUUUUUCACGUUUUUUGAUAUAAUUUCAUAUCCGUCUCUUGACAUGAACAUUCAACCUUCACAUAUUUAUGUGUUUCCCGCUGUUUUGUUUAUUUUUUUGGUAAGGUUAUUCUUAUAAUCCCAGCGAAAAUAGUCAUUUGAAAGGUUAGGUGACUAUUUUUCUGGCUACAUUCAAUUUAAAAAAGAGAAACGAAUCAAAAGAGAACUAUUUUAAUCGAUUUUUAUAUUUAACAAAUUUUACAACAAAUUUAAUCAAAUUUAACGUUGCUAAAUUGACGAAAGUUUUCGAAAUUCAUAAAUAUUAGAGAUUAUUGAUGUUGAAAAAUCAAAUAUCGCGAGAUUCUUGCUCUUUUUCAAUCUUUAUAAAAUGUUUGUUGGUGUUAGUGGGUAGCUGAGCCAGGUCAACUCUACCUGUCGGUUAACCCGUGUCAAUACCCGUGUCCACAUGUUGGGAAGGGUUGAAAUUUGUUUUAUAUUGACAUCAACUUGAAAGUUUGUUUGGGUUGGUACUUUCACUCAAACAACCAUGUUGGAUUUGUUAGCUUUGUUUUCACAUUGUGAUAUACUGCUAUUCUGUCAAGGGCACUCAAGUUUGUAUUUAUUUUUAUUUUUGUUUUAUGGUUUGCAAUUUAUUAUUCCAGAUAAAUAAAAUUAACCCAGAUGUGAUUGGUUUCCAAGAAGUGAGGGCUGAUGCUAAGGAUGAAAGAAACCAGUUAACCGAGCUUCAAGAGUUAAUUCCACGGUACAAACACCUAGUUUAUCACCCUGUUGCCAUGGUUACACACCCAGCUGGUCAACAAGGCCCACCAGGGUGGGAACAGGAAGGCCUGGGACUACUCAGUAAACAUCCCAUAAUACUAAGUCACGUUGUGAACCUUACUAUUGGGAAAGGUGGUGUUGAUCGCAACAAGAGAGCUAUACUUCAUGCCCAAGUUGAUAUUGAUGGUGAUGAGCUGGAUAUAACAGUGCUUCACUUAUCCUACGAUAAAGCUCAGCAAUGCCAAAAUGCAGUGGAUGUCAUUAACUAUAUUGCAUCAAUGGGAAGUGAACGCUCUGUUUUACUGGGUGACUUCAAUGCAUACAAUGAUUUCCAUUGGCCUGUAAAUGGAAUAAUGAAAGGGUCUUUCGACAAGCAAGGCCCAUGCCACGCAUCCAGCCAUUUGGAUCCACAGGGAUUAAACCAAGGAUAUGGCUUUGUGGAUGCCUGGGUGACAGCAAAUGGGAACAGCAAGGGAUACACCUUCAGCAAUAUGGUGUGUUGUAGAAAGGUUUUUCUGCCAUGCUCUUGCAUAAAUGCUCUAAUCCUUUUUUUAGCAUUUAAUAAUGUACAUGAAAAAAAAAUUUUGCUUCUGAUUGGCUGAAUGCAAAGUUGUUACACUAAUGUAAAUUACAAAUAGCGCUCCCUUGCUUUCAAACUUGCCUGUCUUGUGCCCUAUCCAUUCCAAGAGCAUUUUGCAGAAAAAUUUUCCAUUGGUCUAUUUUGUCUGAACAUUAUCUGACCUUUUUAUAUAUAACCUUUUAACUCCCAAGAUCUCAUUAGUAAUUCUCCUUACUGUCUGCCAUACAGUUCUUGUGAUGUUAGUUUGGAGAAUUUGGUAUUGGAUCAACUCAAUCCCCUAAUUGAUAUUUUUUCUUAAUUCUCAUAACUUGUCUCCUUGAUUUUGUGUUGAUAUUGUAAGGAGAAAUUCUGUCUUGGUCAUUCAUGGGAGUUAAAGGGUCAACAGUAUCAUGUUGUUUUGGUUUCUUAACACUGAUCUCAAAGCUCUUGCUAAGGGCACAAGCUAAAGAUAAGCUUAUUUUCUUUCCAGCCAGAGCCCGGACUCAUUAGUCGGCCAGACAGGAUCCUUGUUUCUUUAACUGGACUUCAAGUUGUGUCUGCUGAGAUUCACGGAGAUGGAAAAAUCUACCAACAAAAGUACAGCUUGCAGAAUAAAUGGGAAAGGCUUAAGAAAGCAUACCUCGUGGCCAAAGAAACUGCAUAUGGUCCACGUUUUAAAUACACUUGUCAUCAGGACUGUGGCCCUCAUGGAUCAUGUCGGUGUGGUGUUUGUGUUAAAGGAGGAGAUACAAACAACUGCGAGUUGCCCUUCUGCUUUGAAUGCAAUGCCGAGCACUUUAACAACUUUAUCUUAAUUUUUGUGUUAUAUUCCACAACUUUGGUAUUUUUCCUGUACAUUCUCAUAAAAAUGUUGAUACAAAGAUGUUUUGCAAAGAUGAGAAGAGCGCAUGCCAGGGUCUUGUUUUUGUUGUCGAAUAGAACACUAGGAAUAGUUGUGGUUUGUUUAAUGGCUGCUCUUUACUUCAUCACAAUGACUUUGCUACAAGACACCUUGAAAACUGUUAAUGGAAGGAUUGCAGAAGAAAUGUUUCCUUCAGAUCAUAUGAUGGUCACUGCAAGCUUGAAGUUUACAUAUAGAUAGCACAAACUGAUAAUCAAAAUAAGUAACCAUGGUCCAUGGUCUUCCCAACUGAAUUUAAAUAAUGUAUUCAAAGAAACAAGUGACCAAUACUUAAAAUUUUUUAUUCUUGAGAAAAGAAAUUUACUUACCUUACAGCAUGGUUUGUACAGAGAGGGUAGCAAAGGAGGGGGGGUGGGGAGAGAAGUCCAGUUUCAUGCAAGAUUUUUAGGAAAAUGCAUGCAAUUGUGUACCGUAAACAAUACUUCAUGCCACAGAAAUUUGCAAGGGAAGACUUCGAAUCUCACUUUUCCUUGCCCUUUUAUGAAAUUUACACAUAACAUCCUUAUUGGGGGCUUAAGCAUGCCUUUGGACCCUUUGCCAACCUCUACAGAGAUGAUAUGUGCACUAACAGAAGUCUAUGAACAUUCUAUAUAUAUAUAAUUUACAGCCCU
Pocillopora meandrina is the source of this 3034-nucleotide messenger RNA. The record is from the annotation of a GenBank genome assembly. NCBI's taxonomy places the organism in Eukaryota, Metazoa, Cnidaria, Anthozoa, Scleractinia, Pocilloporidae.